AUGUUUUUCACAAGACUCAGCGGUGACUGCGUCCAACAAAUAGCAGAUGGUCUCGACAGCCGUGACGCUCUCAGCCUCUCUUUAAGCUGCCGCGCUUUAAGGGACAUCGGAUUGCGCUCAGCGCUACGUUCGUACGGCCCACGCAAGUUCAAUCCUCCCAAGUUUGUAGCGUUCGUCAAGUUCUUCCUCUCCGGCCCUCGAAAUGGCUUCGCGAGUUCACUCCGCUCGCUCGCCCUCCGGAACUACACGCUCCCACAAGCUGUCGAUGAAGAGUGGGUACGCGCCUUGAUCCAACUGCUCGAAGGGGUGACGCUGCUCCGGGAUUUAUCGUUGUGCCACUGGGAUGAUCUCGUGAAGCAUUACUCUGCGCUGGGCACUGCACUUCGUAAUAGUUCUUCUAUCGGAUGGAUAGAGCUGCGCAAGAUUAAGUCGAUUACGGGAUCGCUGCUCGACCUCCCGGCUUCGCUGCACACGCUGUGCCUCACUGAUGUGUUCACGGAUUACGAAGGUCUGCACGCGCUGCUCUCUGCCGCAGCUUCCCUUCCUCGUUUGCACACUGUCGAGCUGCACAGGGUGCGCGCAAGGCAUUUCGAAUUCGACUGCUUCUCUGAUGACCCUCCCGUAGCUACGACUGUGCGCCGAUUUGUCCUCUACAGUUGCGAGCUUCCUUUCAUCGUGCUCGUGCGUGCGUUUCCAAAGGUGAGCCAUGUGGCGAUUUGGGACUCGGGCGAUCUAUACUUGGCCGACGAAGGGGUUGACGUGGUGUCUUCAUACGCUGACCCUCGCUGGGGGCACCUUGAGGACUUAUUCAUGAACUCAUCAUUCGCAGAGCCGAUAUUGGACGUGGUGAGCUCCGUGAGAAGUCUGGAGGUGGACUUUGAAUGUUCAGCGUGGGAGGCUAGUGGCGAAGUGCCAAUUGCUCCCGUUAUUGAGAGUGUAGAUGAGCAUCCAUGGCUUGGGUGGCUCGGUCCCAAGCACUACGCGGAUAUGAUUGCCGUUGAAGAAAACCCGGAGCGAUCGAUAGCUUCUGCGAUAUCAGCUCUGCUUCCGCUUCAUAUUACCCGCCUCGACCUCCGUUUUGUCUACAGGUCUCCGUUUUCUGGUGAAGAUGAUUUUCAUCCCGUCUCCACCGCAGCAAUCGAAAACAGGCCAAAGACGUAUCAUUGGCCAGAGGGUUAUGUUGCGACGCUGCUCGGCGCUGCGAAGGCGCUCCAUGAGUUGGAAUGGAUUGGAGUGUCGGUGUCGAGGGAUGUUGGAGUCAAAGUACAACGACAGUGGAGACUUCAGAAUGGGGAAUUGCGGGAGACAACAGAUAGGCAAGAUGAUGGGUUGAGAUGGCGACCGAAAGGAAAAUUGGAGGAACUGGACGAGUCCAUGUAGAGGGUGAAUCGAAGCAGAUUAGAAUUUUACUGUGUCAUCUUUACAUCAUCUUAUCGCUUU
Molecule: messenger RNA, 1440 nt
Organism: Laetiporus sulphureus 93-53
Lineage: Eukaryota; Fungi; Basidiomycota; Agaricomycetes; Polyporales; Laetiporaceae
Exons: 2
Coding region: 1-1380 (459 amino acids)
Source: RefSeq, a predicted model, not a curated record